Messenger RNA from Spathaspora passalidarum NRRL Y-27907, 1917 nucleotides. RefSeq names its product Rad2 family nuclease (gene EXO1). Gene Ontology annotation, cellular component: nucleus. Gene Ontology annotation, biological process: mismatch repair; DNA recombination; DNA double-strand break processing. The record is from RefSeq and is a predicted model, not a curated record. Gene Ontology annotation, molecular function: metal ion binding; 5'-flap endonuclease activity; DNA binding. The transcript has a single exon. Bases 1 to 1917 code for a protein of 638 amino acids. Lineage: Eukaryota; Fungi; Ascomycota; Pichiomycetes; Serinales; Debaryomycetaceae.
AUGGGAGUAACAGGCCUCUUACCACACCUCAAAGAAAUCCAAACGCCAGGAACUCUCGAAAGGUACAGAGGUACCACGCUCGCUAUUGAUACUUACGGUUGGCUCCAUCGAAGCGUCGUAUCCUGUGCCCAGGAGUUGUGUAUGGACAUACCCACUAGAAAAUACAUUACUUCAAUCCUCAACAAAAUCGACAUGUUGAAAUACUUUGGAGUGACUCCCUACUUUGUGUUUGAUGGUGCUCCACUCCCUACCAAGCUGGAAACCAACCUCGAGAGAAGCACGAAGAGAAAGCAAGCUAGGAAACAAGCAGAGAUGUACAUGAAACAGGGAAAAACCAAGUUGGCAUUUAAGGAGUUCAUGAAGGCCGCCAGCGUCACACACGCCAUGGCAAAGUCCAUCAUGGUGGAAUUAGAUAACCUUGGGAUUAAAUAUGUCGUAGCACCCUAUGAAGCUGAUCCGCAGAUGGUUUAUCUCGAAAAGAUCGGCGUGGUUGACGGGAUACUUUCUGAAGACUCCGAUUUGCUCGUGUUUGGAUGCAAACGCUUGAUUACCAAGUUGAAAGACGACGGAAGCUGUGUGGAGAUUAACCGAGAUGACUUUGGAAAAGUCAGACUGAUUCCCUAUUUGAGUAGUUAUACCCCAGAACAAUUGCGUCUUGUGGCCAUGCUUUCCGGGUGUGAUUAUACCAAAGGUGUCAAUGGGAUAGGGAUAAAGUCUGCAUUUACAUUAGUGAGAAAGUAUAACAAUCUUGAUAAAAUAAUAGUUGCAUUACAAAGUGAUGGGAAACAAGUCCCGGAAGGUUUCCGAGACGAAGUGGAUUCUGCCAAUUUAGCAUUCCAAUACCAGAAAGUUUUCCAUCCCCAACUACAAAAAUUAAUGACCUUGAAUGAGUAUCCAGACAGCCAUGAUUUAGAUAUGGAGAAAGUGGAGUUGUGUUGUGGUAAAACUUUUGAUGAUGAGACGUAUACCAAUUUGUGUAAUGGUGUGAUUAACCCAAAUACCCAUGAAUUGUUGGUUUCACGAGAACAAUCAUUGACUAGUUUAAAGAGUAAAUCAAUGACCAUGAGCGUAACUACCACUUCUACCAGAACAACAGUUGCUGCUACAGCUACACCAGUCUGUCCACAUUCAGACAAGACUAAACGUUCAAUUCUAGACAUGUUGGCUCCAAGAACACCAGAAAACCGACCAUUUAAGCGGCCCAAGGUGAUGCCUCAACCGCAAGAAGUGAAAUUGUCACCAACUUCUAAAAAGAUAAACAAGUUGACAUCACUGAGUCCUGCCGAGGGUAAAGCAAGCAAAUUUUUCACAAAGUCCACCGUAUCACCGGCAGCCACAAUGGUGUCAGAACCAGCACCAGCACCAGCACCAGCACCAGCACUAGCACCAGCACCAGCACCAGCACCAGCACUAGCACCAGCAUCAGUACCAGUACUUACCCCUGCAUUUGAUUCCAGUAUGUUAUCCGAUUCAGAAGUUCCCGAAGACUCAUCACCUUUGAAGGUCAACACAACAUCUAUCGAAGAUAUACUUAGUGAUGAAGACGUCAACGAAAAUGAACACCACGAGAGUUCAAUGAAUAGCAAUGGAUUCGAAUUGAGUGAUGACGACGAGGAAGAAAUUGAAGAAUCGUCACUUAAUACUUCUACAACAAUUACACAAGACUAUGUAUCUAAAUUCAAAGUAUUACGGGAAAGGUUUCUGUGUGAUUCUACAUAUACUGGAAGUGUCAAUGUUUUAAAACCUCGAGGUACAAAUUUUCCUACUAAGCAGGCAGUUAAGUCAACUGAAGCAGUCAAAUCUAGCUCAAUGACUCCAGUCAACACCAAGACAAUGACAACUUCUGUCAAGACUACAAUGUCAACCUCGGUCAACACUACCAGCAUAGAUAUAAAACAAUUUGCAUUUAAACGAUAG